Molecule: messenger RNA, 1656 nt
Organism: Exophiala bonariae
Lineage: Eukaryota; Fungi; Ascomycota; Eurotiomycetes; Chaetothyriales; Herpotrichiellaceae
Exons: 2
Coding region: 1-1656 (551 amino acids)
Biological process (GO): regulation of DNA-templated transcription
Molecular function (GO): zinc ion binding; DNA-binding transcription factor activity, RNA polymerase II-specific
Source: RefSeq, a predicted model, not a curated record
AUGAACAUAUCAGCUAAUGUGGUCAACAAACCACUUCUAGCGCCUCGCCCUGCUCCCUCCGAUACCCAAAGAACAGAGGUAGUGGUGCCCAGACAAGCUCCGCGUCGGAAUGUCACCUCUGCGUGUACAGCUUGCAAAGCAAAACGAAAGAAGUGCGAUGGUAACCAGCCAUGUUCAUCGUGCGCUCGCCUGGAAGUUCACUGUCUGUACGACAUAAGGCAUGAUGGCCGUCGAGACCUUAAGAAGAAGCUUGUGGCGUUUGAGAGAGAUAGCCAAUCUCUUCACAAGGUCUUGGACUUGAUAAGAAAUGCCAACGAAAAAGAUGCCGCCUCUUUCUUCAUUUCAAUGCGAAAAGCUUCCUCAAUUGAGGAGCUAGAAACUAUUAUCCAAGAGCAGCCAGAAAUAGAGUUGGAUACGAGUAUAAUCAGCGGAGGCUUUAAGGGAAACAGAAACAAGCCUGUUAUCCCAACAUCCAUCAUAGGAUCUACCACGCCGAGCACGAAUUCAAUUCCCUCAGUCCCGCCGAAAUCGGAUUACAGCACAGCGGAUAAUUAUGCAUCCAGUGGUUUGAGUGUUACAGCUUCGCCUUUCUUAGACCCAUCAUUAAAGACUGAGCAAUCGCUGGCUUCGAGUAACGUGCUCGCUACCACGGAUCAUUCAAAGCACGCCCAGAAGGCGUCUUUGGUUCAUAGGCGCCGGUCUCAAAGUUCUGAGGCGAGUGAUGUCGUUGAUAGCAGAAGUACAUCACAGCAAGGCUCUCCAAACGUCUCUAGCUACGGAUAUCAGUAUGUUGACAGACAUCUCUUCCCCUUCCAUGCGCUAUCCGGAGGCUAUUCCAAGCACCUCAUCCAUGAAAGUCAAUCCUGGCAUCCUGCCUUAAAGUACAACUCAGACUUUUUCACCUGUCCACCACCAUCUUAUUCACUGGGCGGUAGAUGGGCCCCUUUGGGAACACUCAGGAUUGGGGAUUGGCCCCUAACGCUUGAAGAACAGCAAUUGGAACUCUUCCGUAAGCCGGAAUGGUCGAUCUAUCCAUUGGUUUUCGAUGAUGGUUCGACGCUAUGUCGGAAGACCACGAGCUUCUUAACAGCUGCCCGCAUUUUGAUCGAACAGGGCACCUCGGUCGAUACCAUUAUUGGAGAUGAACAACCACAGGUCGACUGCUUCUUUGCCCCACGGCGCCUGACGUCUCUCGGAGGGAUUAGCGUCAGCCAUUGGGCGUGCUCGUUAUUCUCGUCCUUUGAGGACCUAGAACGUCCCUUCGUGCUGAUAUGGAUCCUUCUAGUCUAUCGAUUAAUGAGGUGGAUGAUAUGUCCCUCCGCAGAAACCUACGCCAGUCUCUUACCCUACCAACGACCAACACUAGUCCAACGCACCAUCCCACACAGCGUCGUGGUCGAUCUGCUCCACCUCCCGGACCUGCGCGACGCUGUCUGUCGACGACCGCGAGACUUCCUCAGCUCCGCGCAUGGCAUCUCCCUCAAUUGGCCGAAACCUCUGAAUCAAGCCGUCGAGGUGCACCCGACCAACGGAUCGCUUUACCUCACCGAGGAGUUUAAAUUGCACGGCUCCGACCUCAAUAACUGGACGUACAGCACCGACUUCCUCCUGGUGUUUCCGGAACUUCAGGGGAAAGUGCGUGUGCGGGAUCCGUGA